AUGUGGCAUCGUCAAAAGAAAUCGCAGAACGAAGAGAACUCGGUCCCAGUGGUCCCAGUGAAGCCGAGCCAGGCUCCAGCAAUCCCACCAAAGUCGGGGGAAAAGAAAUCCUUCAAGAAGAGAAUCCUCCAAUUCAGUGGGCUUACAUCGGCCCAUAAUGUUGAGGGAAAGUUGUCGGCGGCCGAAAUAAAAAGGCUCGAGGAAACGAAGAAUCGACUGUUCAAACAAGGAGGUCAGUUUUCACGAUUAGUGCAUUGGAUUUUAGGGAUAUAUACAGUAAUUCUUACGGCGAAAAGGCGAAAAAAAUUUUUGAUUUUUGAAAAAAAAAAUAUUUUUUUGUAAAUUUUUCCUGAAAUAAGGUUCUAAAAUACGUGCAGAUUUUAGCCACUCACAUUUUUACACCUAGAUUUUACAAUUUUUUAUAUUGUAAUAGUCACCUGAUCCCAUCAGCCCACUUUUUAUCACCCAAAGCAAUAUAAUUUCCCCCGAUUUCGCCCUCCGCGAAACGUGAAAUCCCCUUUGUGACGCAUCCCGGUUCCCCGUUCCCGCUUUUGUACACAAGAUUAACAUUUUUGGACUCAUCUCCCCGCCCGUCCCAGGUAUUAAAAACGAGUGGAAGAGGGCGAGGAGUGAUCGAAGCGAAGAAUGGAGAAGGUCAUCUGUGGGGUUCGCGUGUUUUUCUCACCAAACCCGGAGUUCUCUUGCAGUCGGCGAACCCAGAAUAACAAUUUUAUAACCCGAAACGCCUUCGAUCCACGGAUUUUUGCGGAUUUUCUCAAAAUUUUGCGGAUUUACUCCGGGGAAUCCGGGAAGCGACGAUUUUUUCGACUGUAAAAUAACAUUUACGGCUCUUUGAUUUUGAUUUUUUUAGAAAUUUUUUUGAAAUUUCACUUUUUCUUUUAUUUUUGUGGUAUAAGUUCCACCCGGACUCGAACCCGCUGCUAAUCAAGCGUUUUGUUGCUUAACUUGCCAGAUCGGACGACUUUUUCGGCGUUUCCCGCCAACUUUUGGCAAUCCCUGAAAUUUUUGCACAGUGCGAUGCAAAAUUACUAUAAUAUUUUUUUUACAAUUUCAGAAUAACAGACAAUAAAAAAAAGUUUUUCCAGGUGCGAAAAGUCCUGAGAGGGACCCAAAUGAUCCCUUGCGCAGCCCAUUGAAGACUUUGACGGCUUCUCCGAACCAGAUCAGUCAACCAUCAUCAAGUUCAACAAGUCCGAGGUCAGAUAUGUCGUCGGAUCUGACUUAUUCUUUGCCCAAAACCUUCAACAUUCCCAAUUUGAGUUUGCCGGCGUUGGAGUCGGUUCAAAUCAAAGCGAGGGAUGUGGUGUUGCACCGGAAUGUGGCUGGUAGGUCAUGAAUAAUAUAAUUUUAAGCUUUUUUGUGUUUAGAACAUAUUGAAAGACUCUGAAAUUGUUUAGUAAUCAUAUUUCACACUUCUGGCUAAAAUCUUGUGUCAAAAAAAAGUUUCGAAAAGUUAAAUUUUGAAAUUUUUUUUAAAAAACCAAUUUUUUUUAUCUGCAGGUGACUUUGGCUUUACGAUCCGUCGAAUUCAAUAUCCAAUAACAACCGAGAAUGGCACAGAAAUAUCGCAUUUGGUCUUCGCCGAGCCCGUCGACCACUUGAACGGCCCUCCGCGGCCGAGCGAUCUUCUCAACGGCCUUUUGCCGGGAGACCAACUGCUUCAAGUGGAAGGUCGGGAUGUAAAUCGUCUGAAGCGAGAUGAACUUCUGACUCUGAUCCAAGAAGCAGGUCAAAGCAUCCGUCUUCGUGUCCAAGUCGUCCCCGAACUUGCCGAAUUGGCCACAAAAACCGCGGUUUCCGGGGAUCAGCUUCAAUUAUUUAGCCAGUUCAAAGAAACCGAUCUAAACAUCCCGGAGGAUAAACGCUAUUGGCUCGUACAUUCGGCGGGCUAUAGUCUGGUGGAGGUUGUGGAUCAUCAACCAGAUGGGCUGGUCAAAAUCAAAGUGGCGGAUCAGGAAAUGACCGUCGAUUCGUCGGAUCUGGACAAGGCAAAUCCCCCCAAUUUCGAUCGCGCCAAUGACAUUGCGGCCUUGAAGAAUAUCAACGAGACCUCGGCCAUUCAUUUGUUAAGGAAUCGACUUGGCAGUGGCCUGCAGUACACCUCGGCGGGCCCUCGGAACUUGAUUUAUAUGGCCUCGCAAAGUCAGGAGAUCAAGGGUUUGAAUCAGGAUUUGAUCAGGCUUUUCAAAGGCUGCAGGCGAAGCCAGAUGCCCGCCCAUAUCUACACUACAGCUCAGCAGGUCUACAGACAAUUACAGAUCACGUCGAGGCCACAAUCGGUGGUUUUUAAUGGGGUCUCGGGCUCGGGGAAGAGUCAGCAGAUUCGAAAUUUCAUUGAAUUCCUCUGCGGAUGUGCGGGAUGGACGAAAAGAUUGACUUGUAAGUUGUUAAUAGGACUGUAAGGAUACUGUAGAUUCAAAAAAUAUUGCUUGAUUUGGUUUAAAAAUCAAAUUUAUGUAACUUAUUUUACAGUACAAAUAUCAUCGAAAUUUAUUUUAGACGAAGAAAUCUCUUUGGCGAUCGGAAUUUUGGAAGCAUUUGGCAAUUGUUCAACUGAAUUGAACCAGAAUUCUUCGAGAUUUGUUCAACUGAUUAGCCUUGGAUUCGACACGGCUAGUGGAUUAAAGUAAGCAAAGAAUUUAUUUUCGGAUUUUUAGGACUUUUUUGGCUUUAAGAUUUUUUUUUGAAUUGUUAAUUUUUUUACAUUGGAAGGUCGUAUAAUUAAAAAAAGAAUUUUUCAUAUUUUUUGAAGCCCUUUUAAUUUGAUAAAAUUUUUCGUAUUUUAGCUCGGCGAAGAUCCAAACUUUAUUCCUGGACUUGGAGAAACUGACCUCCCGCAAGCCCACCGACUCCACUUUCCACAUUUUCUACUACCUCUGGGAGGGCCUGGACACCAAAACCUUUGAAUCCCUCGGCUUCGACCUCAUCGAUCGCCCAUUUUUCGACGAAAACCUCUCGGAGACGGAUCGGAAUGCGGCCAGUGAAGCGUUCCAUCGUGUUUUGGAGGCGUUCAGGAAUCUCAAUUUUUCGGAAAAUCAAAUUCUGGCCGUGCAAAAAGUCUUGGCCGCCAUUCUGCAUUUGAUUUAUUCGGGAGCGCAGGGAAAUUUGGCGACGAAAUCAGCAUUCACAAGGCAUUCCAAUGCAGAGAAGGCGGCGGAUUUGCUGGGAAUCAGCUUCGAUCAGCUCAAUUUGGCCGUUUUCAAGGGCUCGCAGAACUUUGAUCAGAGCAGGUAGGGUUACUGUAAUUUUUUGAAAAAUUUUAUUUUAUUUUUUUUGCUGUGAAUGGUGAUAUCUUUUGACUGUUUUUUUGUUUUUCAAAAAAAAUUUUUUAAAAUCAAAAUCAUAUUCCAUGCAUUUCAGCCGUUACAAACUCGUGAACCAAACCGGAAACGAAGCUCUCCAAUCGUUUGUACAAGCCCUUUACAACGAAUUAUUCGGCGCCAUAACGAAUCAAAUCAACAAGUAUUUGAACAAGAGCACCGCCUUCACCACCAUCUCUCUGCUGGACAUCCCCGGCUCCACAUUCUUGAACUCCACCUCCGAACCCGCCGAUCUCUCCGACUUCAUCUACAACUACUACAAUGAGCGGAUCUCCGAGCUCUUCUACAAGUCCAACUUCAAGUCCCCGCUCGAUUUGUACGAGCGGGAGAAAGUGGAGGUGGAAGUGGAGCGACCGCUCGCCACACCCGCUCAUUUGUGUCGAUUAAUCGACCGCAAACAACAGCUCCUGAACUCGGCGGACGUGGAGAAGCGCAGCGAAGAGCCGCGCGGGAUCUUCUUCGUGCUGGAAGAGGAGUCCGUCUUCCCCGGAGCCAACGAAAACAGCCUGAUCGAGCGGGUGUUCAUGCAUUGGGAGGAGAGCAAGUUGGUCCGCCGAUCGCCCAAGGACAGAUUCCAGUUCAAUCUGGGCCAUGGAUUGAAUCAAUUCUCGGUGGGAUACAAGGUGAACGGAUGGCUCAAGAAAAUCAAACCGAGUGGAGCCAUUUUCGCCUUGACGCAGGUGCUCCAGAACACGGAAAGGUGGGUUAAAGAGGUGGAGAGUUCAAAAAAAUUACUUUUUUCUAAAAAAUUUCUAAAAUAAAAACACCGUGGUGUCUGGUAUACCAAAAAAUUUUAAUUUUUUUGAAUUCUCAUCAAAUUUUUUUUCGAAAUUUUUCGAGGUCAGUAGUCAGAUUUAACCCAAAUUUUGGACAUAAACUUCAUGCAGCCUACAUAUCAGUUAUUGAAAAUUUUAGCUCGCGUUUUAUAACCACAGAGGAGAUAUUCAAAGAUUUUUGCGUACGAGAGAGUACGGAGAAUGAGGAGGACGGUCAGAGAAAAAUUUUUUUGGCCAUGUCUUUCUCAAUUUUGUGAGGAACAAGUAGAUUUUUUAUAGAAAUUUUUGGCUUUACAUUUGCAACAGAUAGGAAAUUGAACUUUGAAAAAAUGGAAGAAAUUCCAAACUUCUGAAAUUUUUCGAUAAAAAAUUUUGGUGACUUUCGCAAAAUGUGAGCUAAAAAUCUAUCAUGACCUUUGUGACCUUUCUUCCGUAUUUUUGCCUUUUUUUCAACCUUUGGGCUUUGAUUCUCAAGUACUUCCGCUUUCAAGAAUUCCUAGAAAAAGAAAAAUUAAUUUAAAAAAUUAUCAUAAUCACUUUACAACCCACUCAAAUGUCUCGCUUAUUCUUUCAAAAUCACGUAGCCAUCUUAUUUCCCACUCCCCAUCAUCAACUCCCCCCUUUUUGCCAAAAAUUUUUCCUCCAUUUGCAAGUAUAAUGUCAUCUCUGAAAUAAAGCCUCAGUUCCCGACAACAACAAUCUGCGAGCAGUAAGUAGUAGUCGGAAUAGGAGGAGUAGACUGUGAUUAGUUUAUUUUCGUAUAAACUCAGCCAAUAUUGGAUUGAAACUGGAACCGAGAUUUGGAGUUUCUACUUCCUUCUUUUGGAGGGAAAUUAAUCCGUUUCUUGAGAUUUUUUUGCAAAAAAGCAUGGCAAUUUUUGAAGACCCGUCUAUCAUGUCCGUAUUUUACAAUUUCAGAAGUAGUUUUGUGAAUUUUGCGAAUGAAUUUUGGCAAAAAUUUUUAUUUUUAACCGAUUUUUUGAUGACUUUUCGAAAAAUAAGUUUUCUUAAUGUCAUAAUUAAAAGGUCAUAUUUUUUAUGACCUCAGACCGUUCUCACGGACCCUUUCUUGCAGCAUUUAUCAUCCAAAACAAUAUAAAAAAUUUUCUAUUUUUACCCGUUUAGUCAUCAUUUUUUGCAAAAAUAAGGAGAAAUGCUUGUUUAUACGGAAAACAAGGCCAGGAUAGAGUUUCAAUUACUAUUUGUUGAAUGAAUUUGAGAGUAGAGGCUUGUGUUGCGUCUGUGAACCCAUAUUGUAGCUCGGGGAAUAAGUUUUCUUACUCGGAAGUAAUAUUAUCCUUGGUUUUGGUGAAGAAACAAUUUUAGAUUUUUUUGUCUGAUGGAAAAAGUCGAUUCUAGAUUUUUUAGGGUCUCUUCGGCUAAUUUGAUGCACUUCUGCCGUUUUGAAGUCGUUUUUGAGGCAAAAAUUAUAUUAUCCAUGAUAUUGUAGUAGGCCAAAGAUCUUUGAAUAUCUCGGGUGCUAUUGCAAAGAUUAAGCUGAAAUUUUCAAGCAUUAGUCCAAGAGGUUUUUAGUGAAUCCACGCAUAAUUUGAAGGAAAUCGACCUUCUCGGAUCUGAGUGAAAAAAUUAUAUUAUACAUGAUGAUUUGAUGUCCAAGAUUUAUCCAUUUUUUCAAGUUUUCUUGGAUAAAUAUUAAAAACUUUUUAGUCCCUACAUCUCCGAACUCUUCACAGUGCCCGGUCUGAAGGAAGGCUCCUACAAACUGCGCAGAGCCACCCAAUCAGUGAACGAAAUCGUGGCUUCGGUCGGCGGCGGCGGAGGCUCCUUUGGCGGCUUCUUCACAGCCAUCACCAGUCAAUUCGUAAGUCGGGGAGAGUUGUUUUUGCAAGCCGAAAGCGGGUUUCUGCAUUUUUUUAAUUCGAUAUUCGAGGGAUUUCGGGAUAUCGGUUUUAUUUUGCAGGUUUUAAAACAUUUUUUAAUUGGGUCGAAUCGCGAUUUUUGCUGUUAUUUUGGAGUAAAUGGGGCUGGAAAAGAGUCGUUUAGGGGUUUAAUUAUUAAGUGAUAUUCGAUGUGAAAAUUGGGGCUUUUGCUCGAAAUAUUCAUCUUUUUGACGAAAUAUCAAAAAUUUUAUAUUUUCCCGGAUAUCUGAAAUGAAAAUCUGUUGGUUUGAAUUCGAAGAUGACGAAAAUAGAUGCUCAGUGCGUCGGGAAGUUGACUUUUAUUUUUUAUUCAAUAUAAAAUUUACAUUUUCCCAUCUAAAAUCAUCGAUUUUUAUAUUGUUUUAGUAAUUUCCACCUAUCUUACAAGGAAAGUACUUUUAUGGGGGCUCCUACUUUUUGACGGGACAUAUCUCAAAAAAUCAGAAAAAAUGUGCUGAUCAAGGAUAUAUAAAUCCUAGCUGCCCAUUUUGGGUUUUUUGGCAUGUUUUGGCCGUCGAAAGUUUUGAAAUUCGCAAGAGGAAAGAAUAAAAGACGAUUUGAAAGACAGGGGAACCGAUGAGUGAGUGGCGCAGUUGGUUGCGCAGAAGACUGGGGUUUGUGCGGAGGGGGGUUCGAGUUCCCUUUUGUGAUUUUUUUUUAUUUUUUGUUUUUUUGCUGUAAAAUACAAAAUAAAGUUAAAAAACAAUGAUAGAGGCUUUUCAUUUCCCGUUGGCUAUUAAUUAGAAGUCAAAAACGCGACUUAAAAACAUAAACGAAGCCAAAAAAUCGGCGCUACGACAUUUCGGGUCAGGGACAACUCGGGUCGCGACAACUCGGGUCAACGACAACUCGGGUCAACGACACUUCGGGUCAACGACACCUCGGGUCAACGACAUUUCGGGUCAACGAUACCGUUUAAUAUUUUCGCUUCGGGACUUGGAAAAAAGAAUUUUUUGGUGAAUUUAAAAAAUUUUUCAAUGUUUUUGCUUCGGGACUUGGAAAAAAAGGAUUUUUUGUGAAAUUUGAAUAAAAUUUGAAAGGUUUUCGAGCUGACUGAGUAUGAACUGACUGAAUAUGAAAACUGGGUUUCUGUUACCUUACUGCCUUUAGGGAUUCUUUUUGAAAAUUUUUCGACUUAUAGCACUUUUAGACGUUAAUGGUGUUGUUUUGGUGCCUAGUACUGCUUAAAAAACACAUUUUUAACACUUGGUACUAAAUAGUACUACCUGGUACUAUUUAGUACGAGGUGCAAAUUUGGCCGUAAGGCGGUAAUGGCGUUGGUUUGGUGCUUAGUAGAACCCAAAAACACGUUUUAACACUUGGUACUAUAUAGUACCAACUGGUACUGUUUUGUGAGAAGUGAAAAUUUGGUCAUGAGGCAGUAAUGGUGAUGGUUUGGUGCUUAGUAGAGCCCAAAAACACGUGGUACUAUAUAGUACCAGGUGGUACCAUUGGUUUUAGACAAAAUUUUAGUGCUGCCGGCACCACAGUUAAUAUUCAGUCAGACACCCUUUUUUCUACUUCCGAUGCGAAAACAUUUCAAAAUUUUGUUGAAUUUUCCAAAAAAUCUUUUUUUCCCAGUCCCGAAGCGAAAACACUUCAAAUUUUUUUCAAAUUUCACAAAAAAUCCUUUUUUUCCAAGUCCCGAAGCGAAAACAUUUCAAAAAUUUCUCAAAUUCACCAAAAAAUUCUUUUUUCACAGUCCCGAAGCGAAAAUAUUAAACGGUAUCGUUGACCCGAAAUGUCGUUGACCCGAAGUGUCGUUGACCCGAGUUGUCGUUGACCCGAGUUGUCGUUGACCCGAGUUGUCGCGACCCGAGUUGUCCCUGACCCGAAAUGUCGGGACGCGAAAAAAUCACGGAAGGGUGUCAAGAAACACUCAUUUUCCUGUGACGUGCAGUCAUAAAAUGUCCGAAUUUUCGCCGCAAAAUGUUGUGUCCAUAUUGUUGGACAAAUAUGGUGUUGGGGACGCUGAAGCCGCUGCCAGAGAAGAACAGGAGAUGGCGGAUCGGUUUGUGUAUUGUAUUGAACAAUGUAAGAAUGGGAUGACGUUAGAAGUAGGGGAUGACGUUAAGUCGCGUUUUUGACUUCUAAUUAAUAGCCAACGGGAAAUGAAAAGCCUCUAUCAUUGUUUUUUAACUUUAUUUUGUAUUUUACAGCAAAAAAACAAAAAAUAAAAAAAAAUCACAAAAGGGAACUCGAACCCCCCUCCGCACAAACCCCAGUCUUCUGCGCAACCAACUGCGCCACUCACUCAUCGGUUUUCCUGCCUUUCAAAUCCUCUUUUAUUCUUUCCUCUUGCAAAUAUUUCAAAACUUUCGACGGCCAAAACAUGCCAAAAAACCCAAAAUGGGCAGCUAGGAUUUAUAUGUCCUUGAUCAGCACAUUUUUUCUGAUUUUUUGAGGUAUGUCCCGUCAAAAAGUAGGAGCCCCCAUAAAAGUACUUUCCUUGUUAAUACUAAAUUUUUAAUCUUUUUAUCAUCGAUUUUGGCUCUUUGUACUUUCAGAGGGUCCAAAGUGUCUCGACAAAAAUUUAUAAUGUGUUUCCGAUAUAAACAAUCGUCUUUUUUAUAUUACUUUAGGUCCUGAUAUGACUAAUCUUUGAAGCUCCAUAAUAUCGCCCAUUCUCGUUGCAGGACCAUCUGAUCUCGCUUUUGGAGCGUUCGGACCGUCUUCAUUUCAUCCAUUGUCUGCAAUCCGUCGACGGAACACGUCGUUCCGACCUAAUGGACGUUUCUUUGGUCCGGUCCCAGCUGCGCGCCGGCCUAAUUAUGGAUUCGGUGAGGGCCACGAACCGAGGCUACCCCGAGAGAAUGCCUUUCCGCGACUUCCGGAGGCGUUUCCAAUGUCUGGUCAAGGAGAACUACACAAAUUUGAGCCUGAGCGACACUCUGGAUGACAGAUCCGCCGUCAAAAAGAUCUUCGAGAAAAUGCAAAUUUUCGAAUUCAGAUAUCGUCUGGGCAUCUCACAGGUGUUGGUCAGGUCUGAUGUGUUGGCAGAACUCGAGGAGAAGAGGGACCUUUGUUUGUCGGGUGAGAACUUUAGAAAAUAUUCGAUUUUUUUUACCUUUCUUGCAAGGGAACUACUCUAAGUGCAACGCUCAUUGCCGCCGAGAGAGUGCACUAAACGCGGAGAGCGGGCAGAGAGAAAACCCCUUUUUGGCUAUAACUUUGCUAGUUUCGUGCGGAAAAAAUUGAUUUUUUGCUGAACUAUACCCUUUACGGUAGAAAUAGGUAUGAAACUUUUCGUGCCGAAAUUCGGCAAAAAUUGUCAAAUUUUCGCCAACUUUUGAUCUUGAAAUUUCGGUUGUUUCUGCAAAGCGCGAGCCAGGAUUUUCGCGAAAUAUAUCUUAGAAAAAAUUAUUCUAAAUUUGUGCCAAGUUUCAUAAAAAUAUGAGCGUCGCACUUGGGGUACUUCUCCUGUUAGCUGUUUUUGGAUGGUUUUUUACUUAUUUAUCGGUCAAUUUGAAUAUUUUUGGUAAAUUUUUGCCAACAUAAUUUAAUUUUGGACCUUUUCACACCAUAUUUCAGACUUUUAAACCACAAAUUAAUUUUUAGGACCUGAGAAUUCAAAAAUUUCGAACUUUUUAAAUUGAUCCUACUAUAAUUUUUUCCCCAUUUCAGGUGUGAUUGAGGCCUUCCAACGCGAAUGUCGUCUUCAUUUGUCGAGGAAAUGGCUGGAGAAACGUCGAAUCCAAGAGCAAGCGAUCACUUGUUUGCAAAGAAAUCUCUCGCAAUACUUGAAAUUGAGGGAAUGGCCAUGGUGGAAACUGUUUGUCAGAGUGGUCCCGCUACUCGGAGUGGCACGGUGAGUUCUUCUAAUAUUUUUUUUAAUUCCGUAUUUUACUUUUUUUAGUCAUCAUUUUUGGCAAGUUUGCGAAAAAUGAUGAUUUUUUUCGAUUUUUGCCAAAAAAAUUUUUUCAUUGUACAGGGUGGGCCAAAAAAAAUGGACAUUAAUUUUUCUUCGAUUUUUCCUGCCAUGAAACAGUUUGUGAAAAAACGUAUACAUGGCAUGAAAGUACUGUGUUAAGGUAACAUAUUUACAGUAGAAUUUUUGUCCUAUCUGCAGAAGUUUCUAACAUACGGUUGCAGGAAGGUCACCGGGUCAGCGCGCCAAUUCCCGCGGCAAAAAUUUCAAAAGUUCUUACCCCUAAAAUUUUUAGAGUCGCUGUAAAGACAUACCAAGCGGUCUACGCAAAUCUAGGAGACAUGCCCCCUUAGGCUUGAAAAGGAUUUAGCCCAAGCUUUUCGGAAAAUGAAGAACCAGUGACCAUUUUGACUUGCCGUAUUUUACCAUAAACACUCCAAAUUAUCUUUACAUUCCUUUGCAGUGCCGACGAGAACGAGAAACAAUGGAAACAGCAGCUUCAGAAACUGGAAUCCCAGAAUUCCGAGCUGAAACAAAGUCGAAAUCAGAUGGAUGAGCAGCUGAGAGACAUCGAGAAUCUGCUCAAAACUGAAUGCCAAACAAGCCAGAAUCUGGCCAACAGUCUGGAGAGAGAGUCGGCGAUGAGAGUUCGCUUGGAAGCCGAGAUCAGACAUUUGAAGACAAAAUUGGUCAAUUUAGGUUGGUUUAUGCAAAUUUUUGAGGGGUUUUGGGAAAAAUUUUGA
Molecule: messenger RNA, 10608 nt
Organism: Bursaphelenchus xylophilus (pine wood nematode)
Lineage: Eukaryota; Metazoa; Nematoda; Chromadorea; Rhabditida; Aphelenchoididae
Source: the annotation of a GenBank genome assembly